AUGGAUACAACUUACGGAGCAUGUUGUCGUAAAUUUAAAGAAAAGUACUGCAGGGACUGCACUAAAGGUACUCCUUGUUGUGGACAUAAUAAAUGCAACAUCUUCUGCUGUGGAUGUAGGUGUCGCAGAGAACCGAGUGGUAAAGAUUGUGUUGUAAAUCAAGGUGCAUGUGAGUGUUACAAGGAAAAGGGAAAACGUAGCGUACCAUUUCCCACUACCGACAUGUCAGCAUAUGUGACGUUUAUGGAUCUAGAUAUCAACAAGAAUGGAAUGAUGGAUCAGGUUGAGUUUACUUCAGCGUUGGAACAGAUGCAAAUAACAGACAACGUGACUGUGUUUCAUCACUGGUCAAUCAUGGACGAAGACAAAGAUGGAAUUAUAAGUCUCGAGGAAUUUGACAGAGAAAAAUUAUAG
Mytilus trossulus (common blue mussel) is the source of this 414-nucleotide messenger RNA. RefSeq lists its product as uncharacterized. Bases 1 to 414 code for a protein of 137 amino acids. Gene Ontology annotation, molecular function: calcium ion binding. The transcript has 2 exons. The record is from RefSeq and is a predicted model, not a curated record. NCBI's taxonomy places the organism in Eukaryota, Metazoa, Mollusca, Bivalvia, Mytilida, Mytilidae.